Archocentrus centrarchus (flier cichlid) is the source of this 2613-nucleotide messenger RNA. RefSeq names its product cytochrome P450 2K1-like. The record is from RefSeq and is a predicted model, not a curated record. Gene Ontology annotation, biological process: xenobiotic metabolic process. Gene Ontology annotation, cellular component: intracellular membrane-bounded organelle; cytoplasm. Lineage: Eukaryota; Metazoa; Chordata; Actinopteri; Cichliformes; Cichlidae. Gene Ontology annotation, molecular function: iron ion binding; oxidoreductase activity, acting on paired donors, with incorporation or reduction of molecular oxygen, reduced flavin or flavoprotein as one donor, and incorporation of one atom of oxygen; heme binding. Bases 70 to 1587 code for a protein of 505 amino acids. The transcript is spliced from 9 exons.
UUCAUCCAAAGUCCUGAGUCAUUGAGACUCUAGAGCCCAAAGAAGUAGUGGGCAUUUUGUUUUAAAGCCAUGGGGAUAUUAGAUGCUUUUCUGCAGUCCUUCAAUUCUGCUUUCUUGCUGGGGGCUCUCACAGUCGUCCUGCUCAUCUAUUUCAUCUCCACUUCCAAGUCCAGCUCUCAAAAGAAUGGAAAGUGGCCUCCAGGACCCAGACCACUUCCCCUGCUCGGGAACUUGCUGCAGCUGGAUCUAAAAGGACCUUACAAAACAUUAAUGGAGUUAUCUAGGAAAUAUGGAUCAGUCUUCACCAUCUACCUGGGACCUAAGAAGGUGGUGAUCCUGGCAGGAUACAAGACAGUGAAGGAGGCACUUGUUAACUAUGAUGAUGUGUUUGGAGACCGAACUCAAAUGCAAGUUGCGCAUGAAUUUGCCCAAGGACAUGGGGUUUUAUGGUCCAACGGUGAUUCGUGGAAAGAAAUGAGGCGCUUUGCACUGACUAACCUGAGAGACUUUGGGAUGGGAAAGAGAGCGUGUGAGGACAAAAUAAUUGAGGAAUCUCAAUACCUCAUUGAAGUUUUUAAGAAAUUUAAAGGAGAAGCUUUUGAUACGACCCAACCAAUCAACUGUGCAGUCUCCAAUAUUAUCUGCUCCAUUGUCUAUGGCAGCAGAUUUGAAUAUGAUGAUCCAGAGUUUAUAUCUCUGGUAACUCGAACAAACAGAAUUGUUACACUUGGUGGAAGUCCCUCGAUCCAGAUGUAUGAAAUGUUUCCAUCGGUCUUGAAGUGGGUUGCUGACAGGAGAGACUUCUUCAAGCUGGUUGUUGCCAACAAGAAACAAAAUCUCGCCAUCUUCAGUCGUUUAAAAAAGACUCUGAAUCCACAGAUGUGCAGAGGCUUUGUGGAUGCUUUUCUGGUCCGCAAGCAAAAUCUGGAGGAAUCUGGGGUUACCAACAGUCACUUCCACGAUGAUAACCUUUUGAUAACGGUCAUGAAUCUGUUUGCUGCCGGUACUGAGACAACAUCAACUACACUGAGAUGGGCGCUCCUGCUUAUGGCCAAGUAUUCAAAGAUACAGGAUGAGGUCCAGGAGGAGCUGAGGAGGGUCAUAGGAGAUCGACAGGUGCAGGUGGCUGACAGGAAAAACCUGCCCUUCACUGACGCCGUCAUCCAUGAGACACAGAGACUGAGCAGCAUCAUCCCCACUGCACUUCCUCACAAAACCACCCGAGACAUCACUUUUCAGGGUCACUUUAUCGAGAAGGGAACCACAGUGUUUCCUCUCUUGACAUCUGUCCUGCAUGAUCCCGAUGAGUGGGAGAGACCACACAGCUUUUAUCCUGCACACUUCCUGGACAAAGAGAAAAAGUUUGUGAAGCGUGAUGCCUUCAUUCCAUUUUCUGCAGGUCGCAGGGUUUGUCUCGGAGAGGGUCUGGCCAGGAUGGAGCUCUUCCUCUUCUUUGCUACCCUCAUGCAGCAUUUUCGUUUCACUCCUGCACCUGGAGUUUCAGAGGGUGAAUUAGAUCUGACUCCAGGUGUGGGCUUCACUCUCAGCCCUUUACCUCACAAACUGUGUGCUGUUUCUCAUAUGUGAAGAAGAGGUUUUCAUUAAAAUCCUUUGUUGCCCUGUGUGAAGAAUUCAGCUAAGUUCAAAUCAGCUUUUGUGCUGUUUUCUGUUAUUUCAGCGCAACAUGAUCCAAAAAUAAUCUAAAUUGUUGUUAAAUUGUUUCUUUUGUUUCAGAGUAUUGUAGCCCUGUCUCAUGCACUUAGAGAGGUCUUAUCCACCUUUUACUUGCAGAAAAAAAGAGUCUCUGAAUAGUUGUCUGUGAAGUUUUUGUGCAAAAUUAAGACUGAAUAUUUUGAUCAAUAUGUUAACAUUUCCUGUAAACAAUCUGCCACAUGCUGGAGAUGUAACAUUUUUAACAUUUUCUUCACAAUAAAGGUAAAAUGCUGCAUUAUUUUUCUUACUCAACCAUCAGUCUUCUUCCCAAGUAUCCCAAAGUCUGGAGAGUGAGUAGAAAUAUAAUGCCAAGAACAGGGAUAGUUUUGCUUUUCAUUGACAAAAACAGGGACUUCCAUUCAGUUUCUGCAGUUUUCAGAUAGAUGCAUUAAGAUUGUGUGGAUCUGUAAGCAUGGUUAAGUGGCCAUGGAGGCAAAAUGAGGAGAUUCUUUUUCACCCCAAAACGCAACAAAAGUAAAGUCCUGGCCAUCGCCGUUCCAGGGGUGGGGCCAAAAGAAGGGCUUUGGGUGGAAUUUGAUAAGCAGAAGAGGAUGGAUGGAUGCAUGGAUGGAUGCACUGAUGGAUGAAUGGAUGGAUGCAUGGAUGGAUGGAAUCAUGUAGAGUCAAGUCUGCUUCAAGGUUUGGAGGCUGGACAUUAGGAUGGAUACAAACAGGGAACGGAUGAAGUUUAAUGUUAAUAAUGUAUCAAAAAGCAUAAAUUGUAAAUGUUCUUUAUAGUUGCCAUAUGUUCAGCUCCACAAUGCAGUACAUUCAGCUGAAAUCUCAGAUAAAGAUAUAAUGCAAUAAAAUAAAUGCUGCAGCUAAAAGUGGUUUUAUGUGUGCGACUAAGAGCCACAAAAAGCUCUUAUCUGUGGUAUUAAAGAAAGCACAAAUUCAGGU